AGAGAGCCGAAAAUGUCUGAGCGCCAACUUCAACCGCAGUAAAAAUUCCAGUGGAAUUGUACUGAUUGAUUUUGAGGCAUUGCAGCGAGAGAGAACUAAUGAAUGUGAAUUCAAAUUAUUUUCUCCAAGGAUUUUUUACUGACCAUGUCACAAUCACAGUCCAGUUUCCUGGAGUCGGUGGUCAGCUGGGACACCACUCAGUGCCGGGUCAAUCUGGACACAGCGCUGCCGAGACUUGUUGAAUGUUUUCAAGAGAUAAAUGUUGUUCAGGAGCAAAUUGGAAUACUGAAGAUUAUUUGCCAUUCCUUUUUGCCAUGUGUUGAAGUCAUCCAUGCUGAAGAGAAACUGUUUAGUAAAAUCAUUGAUGAGGUAUGUCAAGUUUUUGAUAGAUCCCUGGAAGACAUUUACCAGUCCACACAAAGGGCAGACAACUCCAGUCUUCCUAACAUCACCUCUGGCUUAGAGGCUUUAGUGGACCUCUUGGAGUUUCUGGAGAUCUGUCUCUCUCACGUGCAGAACAAACAUGAAACUCUGGACUGGAGCCAUAUUCACUCUCUACCCAGGGGAACCAUUCAUUUUUUGAAGGGAGCAUAUGGACAUUGUAAGAGCAGUGGAGAACAGUACCAGAGUCUGCUGAACUAUGUGUCCGGUCCUCUGUCAAACCUCUUCAAGAAAACUCACUCACUGCAAGUGACUUUUCUUCGUCUUUUGGACAAUGUCCGAUUGAGUGAUCCUGUCACAGAGCAAGAUGUCCAAGACCUCCAUCUCGUUUGCCAUGGUCUCUUUGAUGUCUGUCGGAUUGUUACUUCGCUGGAUAUGAAAUUGGUGGUGACGCUGUGGAAAUCUAUUUCAAAGCAUGCUGUCAGUAAUAAGGUCCACCUUGGUCAGCGGUUGCAGAUGGGGGAGAUGAUUAGUCACCUUUGUGGGGAAAUCCAGACUGGAUUUACAUACCUCCUCCAGCUGAUUCCGCAGACAGAUCCGGAUGGAAUGAUAUUGUCCCAGGGAGAUGAAAAGGGAUUCCAGAAAUCCCUGAAGAUCCUAGGAUUCCAAAUGAAGAUCCUUGUUAUGUUGGUUCGAGAAUUUGCAGAUGUCAUUCAUGAUUGUGAGGAACAAAUCUAUAGCGUGCUCAUAACAUUUCUGAGAUUGCUUCCACCAAGUUUAUCAGCCCAGCAGAUGGAUCUCAAACACAUAGAUGAAAUUCGUCACCAUUUAACCAAUGCUACAGACGUCCUGAUGAAAUGCUUGCUGUCUAACAGGGUGUUUAUGGAGUCUGUCACAGGGAUUGACAAAGUUGGAGACUUGGCAACUGAAGACAGUUUUCCACAUUUACAAAUUGUGUUGAAGGUGCUUGACUUUCUUCCUCAAAUGCCAGAUGACGUUCAGGAGAGAUGGGUGAAUCCAACAUUUUAUUCAGAAGAUACUGACAGAUUGAGCUUGAUUGAUGUCAUGUUUCAAACAACAGCUAAAUGUAAUAUUGAGCUAAGUCUGCCCCUGAUCCUAGAGGACUCCACUCUGAUAGGAAAACCAGAGAGGAAGGUGACCUUGUAUGAGAAUUGUUGUACCAGGUUAUGUGGAUUUCUAGGAGGGAUAUCAGCCAAGCAUUUCCACAAAGUUGAAGAAGUUCUUUUGAAAAAUGUGCUGUCAUGUGACCUCUGGUGUCGUCUGCUGGCUGAGGAUGUCUGGUGCUUCCUUGUCAGGUACAGUUCAGCUGACUUGUGUCGAGAUCACGUGACUUUUUUACUUGAGCUCAUGAAGGGGUGUUCAUCAUAUGACCACAAAUCACCUGGCCUCUCCUUGAUUGUACGGUUAAUCAAAUGUCUGGCUCCGGAACAUCAGGUGGAGUUGAUACAGACAUUAAGCUGUGAAGAGGACCCCAUCUCCUUGUUCAUUUUGGCCUGCAGUGUACAGAGUUUUUCUGAUGAGAACUGUCAGAAUAUGGUACAAACUGUGUCAGAUAAAUGUGCAAAAAUUCUGCAGGAGUUUACAGUUACCAUUGAAAAGACACAACAAAGCCUCAACAGAAUGCUGAUGUCCAUGUCUUGUUUGUGUGAGAUACUGAGUGAAUACGAUGCAAAUGGAUUGGACGUCCUGUCAUCAGUUACCAUGUCCAUUACAGACAGCAUCAGUCGGCUGUGGAGGGAAAUGUUUGUGUCGGACUGGACAAACUCGCCUCUACUCGAGCUUUGUCUCGGGAAACUCAUUUUACUGAGCUCACAUCUGACUGCUUCUCUGGAGAAUGAAAUUCUUUAUAAAAUUCUCUCCGUGAUGAGUUCCCUCACACAACAAGAGUGCUCCCUCUCUCUACACCUUAUCAUGGUCAGUUUUCUGAGCUCCUUGGGUACAGUCAGAUUAUCAGUAUCCCCAGAGCAGCCUCAGAUGUUGAAGAAGAUAUGUGACCUAUUUGUGAAGACCUUAGCUUCUCAUGACCCAUUUAUUUACCAUCAUGGAUUGUCUGCUUUUACGAAGUUUGCUGAGAACACUGUACACGAGUCAGUGGUCCCUGAUUGUAUCGAUAAACAACCCAAGCUACAAGACUGUGUGGUGAUGUUUCUAAACAAGACUCCAUACCCGCCUUCUAAUAGCUCGAGUCGAUUACAAUUUCUGACAAGUGAACCACCCCCAGCUCGUUGUGAUAGAAAUGAAAUCACAGGCCAAAUAAAUGAGCCUAACAAUAAAAGACCAAGACUAUUGACAGACAGAAACCACAGUCACUGUACACUACAGCUGAGGACUGAUAUGAGGGACUUAGUGUUCAUGUUACGGAAGACCUUGUCCGAGUUGGAGGCCGACACAGAGAAUAGUAACAUGUCUCCACAAACCUGGCACAAUCUGGAAAAAAUUCACCAAAAAAUUACUGACAUGAAGGAAAACGGAUGAUAUUGUGUGAAGAAAUGUGUUGAACUUGCUGCUAUCAUAUAUUACAAAUGUGUGAUUUUUUUUGUAUUCUAAUAUGAUUUGUUGAUGUUUUGAUAUUUAUAAUGCCUGCACAAAUUUUUUUAAUGAAGAACAAAUUUUAAA
Molecule: messenger RNA, 3018 nt
Organism: Ostrea edulis (European flat oyster)
Lineage: Eukaryota; Metazoa; Mollusca; Bivalvia; Ostreida; Ostreidae
Exons: 25
Coding region: 145-2877 (910 amino acids)
Source: RefSeq, a predicted model, not a curated record